AUGCCUGAACACGAUCCCCGCGUCCUCUCCUACUCCCAUCUCCGGGACUUUCCCCGGGCCACCGAUGCACUCCAGAUGCUUCGCCGCGUGGCUUCGCUCGUCAAGCCGCUCAUGCGUGCGCGCCGUUGGACCGUCGGCGAGCUCGCCGAGUUCUAUCCCGAUCAGCCCAAUCUGCUCGGACUCAACGUCAACAAGGGCCAGAAGAUCCUGGUCCGUCUGCGCUACCCCGGCGACCGCUCGGUCUUCCUCCCGCUCGAGCAGGUCGCCGACACUAUGCUGCACGAGCUCGCCCACAUCGUCCACGGGCCGCACGACGCCACCUUCCACGCGCUCUGGAACCAGCUGCGCGACGAGCACAUGGCCCUGACCCUCAAGGGCUACACCGGCGAGGGCUUCCUGUCUGAAGGGCGUCGUUUGGGAAGUGGUGGUGGUGGUGGCAGAAACGGGCACCACAACGCCCGCAUCAGGCCCAUGGACGAGGCUCGCCGGCUGGCCCGCAUCGCUGCUGAGCGACGACAACAACAGAAAGAGCGCAGUCAUAGUGGCCAUGGAGGCCAUAAUAGCCAUGAUGGCCAUGGCAGCAGUGGAGGCCACCGUCUGGGUGGAACGAGGCCACACCCUGGCACCGACAUUCGGCGCGUGGUUGCCGAAGCUGCGGCAGCUCGCGGGCCAAAACAAAAGCCGAGUCGGCCGUCUUCGUCAUCCCCCUCCUCCCUGUCCUCCUCCUGUGCCACGGCUGGCUACGACGACCAGGCACGCCGCGCCUUGGAGGAACAGGCGGCACGCAACGGCUUCCGCACGGCGGCCGAGGAGGAGGCAGCCAACGAUGCGGCCAUUGCGCAGGCGCUGUGGGAACUCGUGCAGGAGGACGAGCGGCAACGACUGGGCCCACGCUACCUCGCCCCAACGGCUGUCCGUCCCGAGGGCAGCGGCAGCGGGCGGUCCUGGCCAGAGGUGAUUGUGGUCGGGGACGUGGUCGAGGGGAGAGGCAUCAAAGACAGAGACAGAGACAGACAUUCCAGUCCUGGCUGGACGUGUCGCCAAUGCACGCUGCACAAUCCCGGGAGCUUCUUGUGCUGUGAUGUUUGCGGGAUGCAGCGGCCAUAUUCAGCCCCUUCAGUCUUGCCAGCCAAUGACGAGCGGCCGCCACCGACACCGCCACGACCAUCGGUUGAGGCGGUGGCUGCAGCAGUCGGCCGGCCGGUCGUCCAGACGCGCAAGACACCGAAGAAGGUGGCAUUCACGCCGUCGACGUCGGGCGGGUCUGUGCGCGGGUCCUCUUCGUCGGCAGCAGACUAUUCCGUGGUGAUGCCGGCGCCCGAGUGGAUGUGCUCGUUCUGCGGCCGUGUUAGGGAGCGACAGUGGUGGAUGUGCGAUCUCUGUGGGAAGAUGAAGGAGACGUGGCAGUGA
Grosmannia clavigera kw1407 is the source of this 1410-nucleotide messenger RNA. Its product is annotated as zinc metallopeptidase. The record is from RefSeq and is a predicted model, not a curated record. The transcript has a single exon. The coding region runs from base 1 to 1410 and encodes 469 amino acids. Lineage: Eukaryota; Fungi; Ascomycota; Sordariomycetes; Ophiostomatales; Ophiostomataceae.